AUGCCGCGAUUCUACGUACCAGUUCUCAAGAACCAAACGGUUCUAACAUCAAUUCGAGUACCCAAGCUCUCUCCUCUCAUACCUUCUCGUCAAUUCAGAGUAAAUCCUACCAGAAAAUGCCCCGUUCCAGACGAGAUCAAAAUGGCAGCCAAUGAAAGCAACCAAAGCUUCAAGCUAGAAAAGCUAUUUAAUGUGAAGGACAAAGUGGCCCUCGUCACAGGCGGCGGCUCAGGAAUAGGCCUAAUGGCAGCGCAAGCAUUAGCCGUGAACGGCGCCAAAGUAUACAUAACCGGGCGCACAGGACAGAAACUCGACCGUGUAGCCACACUCUACGACAACGUCGAGAACCAGAUAAGCGGGAAGAUAAUCGCCCUCCCAGGCGACGUAACUAAAAAAGACGAGAUCCGCAAGCUAGUCUCCGAGAUUUCCACGCGGGAAGGCCACCUCUCAAUCUUAAUGAACAACGCCGGAAUAUCCAGCAAGACGGAAGACACCGAGCGCGAAGACGCCUCCGAGCUCCGCGAAACCCUCUUCGAAGGCCCAGCCGCGACAUUCGAGGAAUGGGACUCGGUAUUCCGCACGAACGUCUCACAGCUCUUCUUCAUGACAACGGCAUUCCUGCCGCUGCUGCAGCGUGGCUCGGAGGUCGAGCAUGGCUGGUCCAGCACCGUGCUCAACACGACUUCUAUAUCGGGGAUUGUGAAGGUCGCGCAGCACCAUUUUGCGUAUAAUGCUUCCAAGGCGGCGGCGAUCCAUUUGACCAAGAUGCUUGCGCAGGAGGUUAGCUCGUCGAAGCUGCGUGUUAGGGUUAAUAACAUUUCGCCGGGCGUUUUCCCCAGUGAGAUGACUACUGGGAAGAGCGAUGAGAUGCAGAAGAGUUUCCUUCCGCCUGAGAAGUAUCAGAAGAAGGUUCCUGCUGCUAGGCCUGGGAAGGAUGAGGAUAUGGCUAGUACUGUGCUUUUUGCGGUUUGUAACCAGUACUUGAAUGGGCAGACAGUUGUUGUUGAUGGGGGGUAUGUUCUUGCUGCUGGGUCUGCGUGA
Penicillium egyptiacum is the source of this 1041-nucleotide messenger RNA. NCBI's taxonomy places the organism in Eukaryota, Fungi, Ascomycota, Eurotiomycetes, Eurotiales, Aspergillaceae. The record is from the annotation of a GenBank genome assembly.